UUUAGUAGAAAGCGAACUGAACAAAAGUCUUUUCGUCAUCCUCAAUUUCUCAUAGCCAACUAGAAACCCUAAUCCCCUCUCUCUCUCUCGUUCACGCUCGAACUCCGCCACUUCGUCGGACGGCCACAGCAGCUCCGGAGGUCAGAUCCAACGGACAAAGGGAAUAAAUUGCCCUUAGUUUUCUGUAGAAGUACACUGCAUGCCAUUCAAUGUGCCGGAGAGCAAAUCGAACAGGAGAAUCGGCUUGGGCGAAUGAAUCAUUUCUAUCUAUCUGAUUUGAAAAUGAUCAUCAUUUUUCUAAAAAUUACAUUGAGUGCCACUGACUGUUGAAAAUUGGAGCAGUUAGUAGGGUUUAGAACUGCUCAUUGAGCAGUGAGCUGUUUGACCCGAAUGGACCAGUAUGAAAAAGUUGAGAAGAUUGGUGAAGGAACCUAUGGUGUGGUUUAUAAGGCUCGUGAUCGUGUGACUAAUGAGACUAUAGCCUUGAAGAAGAUCCGCUUGGAGCAGGAAGAUGAAGGAGUACCAAGCACUGCUAUCAGAGAGAUUUCCCUCUUGAAAGAGAUGCAACAUGGUAACAUUGUCAGGCUACAGGAUGUAGUGCACAGUGAGAAGCGGUUAUAUCUAGUUUUUGAGUAUCUGGACUUGGAUCUGAAGAAGCACAUGGAUUCAUCUCCGGAUUUUGCCAAAGAUUUACGUCUGAUAAAGAUGUUCCUGCAUCAGAUUCUCCGUGGUAUUGCUUAUUGUCAUUCUCAUAGGGUUCUUCAUCGAGAUUUGAAGCCCCAGAACUUACUCAUAGAUCGUCGUACCAAUGCAUUAAAGCUGGCAGACUUUGGAUUGGCAAGAGCAUUUGGUAUUCCUGUUAGGACAUUUACACAUGAGGUGGUGACCCUGUGGUACAGAGCACCCGAAAUACUGCUUGGAUCACGCCACUAUUCUACUCCUGUUGAUGUGUGGUCUGUGGGCUGUAUAUUUGCUGAGAUGGUGAACCAGCGACCAUUGUUUCCUGGGGACUCGGAGAUUGAUGAAUUGUUCAAGAUCUUCAGGGUAUUGGGCACACCAAAUGAGGAUACAUGGCCAGGAGUGACUUCUUUGCCUGAUUUUAAGUCUGCCUUUCCUAAGUGGCCUCCUAAGGAUCUUGCAACUGUUGUCCCAAAUCUCGAAUCAGCUGGCAUUGAUCUCCUUUCUAAAAUGCUGUGCCUGGAUCCCAGCAGAAGAAUAACUGCCAGGAGUGCUCUUGAGCAUGAGUACUUCAAAGAUAUUGGGUUUGUGCCCUGAUUGCAUGUGUAUCCAUCUUGUAUGGCUGUCUAUAUCGAUGUGUAGCAUUCUAUGUUUUGAUUGUGUGAGAAAAGUGUUGCACUGCAAUCGUUCUUUUUCUUUCUAUUAUUCCCCAUGAACUAAAUUGAAAUUUACAUUGAACCGUUUCUUGGCAUAGUCUGCCUGGGAAUUUGUCUAGGGUGUUGUUAUUGUUUCAUUAUCCUUUUCCAUGUCUCAAGAGCUAUACAUAAGUGGCAUUUUUUUCCCUUCUAAAUUUGCUUGUAACUGAACUAUUCUGCUCCCUGAAAAACAUACCAAAUGAAGAAACUUGGGUUUGCCUUUUAUAUAUGUAGAGAGAUAAGUUGUAAUGAA
Molecule: messenger RNA, 1626 nt
Organism: Vitis vinifera (wine grape)
Lineage: Eukaryota; Viridiplantae; Streptophyta; Magnoliopsida; Vitales; Vitaceae
Product: cell division control protein 2 homolog
Exons: 10
Coding region: 391-1275 (294 amino acids)
Biological process (GO): signal transduction; protein phosphorylation; regulation of G2/M transition of mitotic cell cycle
Cellular component (GO): cytoplasm; cyclin-dependent protein kinase holoenzyme complex; nucleus
Molecular function (GO): cyclin binding; ATP binding; cyclin-dependent protein serine/threonine kinase activity
Source: RefSeq, a predicted model, not a curated record